Molecule: messenger RNA, 2283 nt
Organism: Ogataea philodendri
Lineage: Eukaryota; Fungi; Ascomycota; Pichiomycetes; Pichiales; Pichiaceae
Exons: 1
Coding region: 1-2283 (760 amino acids)
Source: RefSeq, a predicted model, not a curated record
AUGAAGGCGAUUAAUAUAAGUCUUGCAUUAGCAGGACCUUUAAAGGAACCUGAGAAAAGCAAAGUGGAAGUCUCUGUAAGUUCUCUUCCAAAAGUUGGAAUGUGCGAUUUGCCGCAGAACUUGCUUCAAACGGACGGGGUGUUUGCAGUAGAUAGCUGGGUCCUUGUUUUCAAACAAAGACUGAUAGGCGCAAUUGAUAUCAGAUCUGAGGUAACUCAGCUUAUGGCAUACUGUGGAUACAUCUAUGUUCUUUCUGGUGACACAAUACUGGUUUUCACUGAAAAUACAUUGGAACUCGUGGAUCAGGUUCGUCUCGAAUUCUCUGCCCAACGAUUUUGGUUGCUAGAGAUUGAGUCAUGCAUUGUUUUGGUCGCACAGAGUUGCUCAAUGAUAUGUGUUGUCACUCACAAUAACACAGUUACUACUUCUGCUCCGCUAUACUUACCAUUUUGGCCUAAGGGAGCCGCACUCUUGAACCGAUUCUAUGUCUACAUAGUCGGACCGUCUGGCCAGUAUGAAGUUUUCCGCUACAACAUGGAACAGCAAUGUUUUUUGCCUGCUGAUAGAAGGAUGCUUGUGCGUAUAGGUACAUUUGGCCAGCCAAAACUAGGCCGCAUUCUCGACGUCGAGAUUGUCGGUCAAGGAAAGUGGGUUGUGUUGCAGGAGACAGGUUGGACCCUGUAUCAGAUACAGGAAGCAAAGCUAGUACAAGUGGUUUCAUCUCCAUUGACUAAUGUUGGAGAAAGACUUGAAAAGAGAAAAGGUGAGCAGUACGCCUUUGCGAUAGUCAUGCAAAAUGGAGAACUCAUGGUAGUUGAAGAUGGAAACGUGGUAUUGGAGCAACAACAGCAUCCGGCUUCAAUAGGUAACGUCCAGAUCAGUUACACAGAUAAUAUUGACAACUUGGUUUUCGAGUCGCACGACAAAUUUCUUGUCUUUGAAUCCCGCUACCUCACUUUCCAUCAUUGUUCUCUGUCAAUCUCCAAUUUCCCCAUCGAUGUCUUUUUCCUUCUAUCAGAGUCCGCAGAUACCCUUACAGAACACUUCCUUGCCUAUUCUGUUGCAAAUUUUAGUUUUUCCUUGCUUGCUCAAUUGUGUAUGCAUUGCGUGGCAGGAAGACCGCUUGCUUUCGAGCUCCUUAACCAGUUGCUCGCUGGUGUCGGGAGGUUUAAUGAAGACCUUGUGCACACAUGGAGGCAAUAUGCUGAUCAGACAUAUUUCCCCGGCACAGAGAAUUUAUCCGUUUAUUCGGUGUUAGUGCUGGGUCUAUUAUUCAACCACGAAAAGAUUGACCUUGGGCCUGAAUUUGGUGGCAAGCUAGAAAAGUACUCUUCGUGUCCAUCGACCAGUCAGUGCAUUGCUUAUUUGUUAAACAAGCUUGGGCCCCGUAUCCAGGAUUUAGCUCGCAUUCCAACUCUGCUAUUCAACAUGAUCGAAUACAACCAUCUGGACGUCUUGGACACGUUUGCCUCACUGGACGAACGUCUUACUGUCACGUGUUUGGGACUCAUCCUCAGCAUGUCCAUACCUCCAUUGGAGUAUGUUAACAGAUUACUUAUUACCCGAAACCUUGCUCCCAACAACUUAUUUAUUCUCAUCAACGCUCUGCUGAUGCAGCUUCCAUGUCCUAACAGUGCGAAAACACUUAAUUUACUGACUACAAACUUCCACGAAUCUCUCGGUGCCUUUUUCGAAGGUGUCGGAGAACGUCUUCCUCAAGACCUGCUCACUUCAAAGUCUAAGGUGGCCCUGAUGUUAGAUGAUACGGAACUACAGCUUGGCUACGAUGGCGUUGUCAUGAUGCGCUCUCGUGACAAAUGGGCCCUAAUCCCACUGAAAUCCGAACAGCUGCCUCCAGACAACGAUCUUUGUUCCAAGCUUGGCCAGUUCCAGCGAUUAAUCAAGCCCAAGUUCGCAGGAGACGGUUCGAAGCUUGCCGUUUUUGACUUCAGCAACUACUCCAUCAGAAUUUGGGACCUAUCGGAGUUGAAACCAGAUGCGUUGGAUACGCGAGUUGUGCGAUCAGACAUAGCUGUCAAACUACCCAACUUUUACGUUUUAUUCCUGCAACGUCUGGGCAAAGCUGCUCCCAUGGAAUUUGCCUCCACGAACGACACCAAAGUGUGCUAUUCCAACGUAUUAAUAGACCUGAGCGACUUGUUGUCUAGCUACAGCGAAGUGUUUGGAUUCAAGUGCUCCGAUCUCGACCUUGACUGGGCUCUGGGUGACCGUAUUGUGCUGAAGCUGCAGAACAAGAUUAUCUUUGUGUAUAAUCUGGGGUAA